GGUAGUGCUGGUCAAUACUGUGCUGCACACACACAUCCACCAUCCGAGACUUACAGUCAUUGCCUCCGUUCUUAUACCCUUCCUCAUUAUCUUCACUCCUUCACUGCGAUUAUUCGACCUUCUCGGCCGCGCGCGAUCCUCGCGCGCGUGCCACACUUGAACGUGACACUCCCUGCCUUUUUCAAACGUCACUUUUAGGUCUCAACCCUUUUUCUGCCUCAAGCGCCGGCGUCGGCGUCGGCGCAUCAAUCCGCUGCAGACACGCUCACGACUCACAGACCGUGCGCAUCUCAUGAUGGCUUCUGCCAGCACUGCCAACAACCAUGCAAAUCCGGCCUCGGAUUCACUGUUGCCUCCAAUGUCGGAUGUACAGCCUUCAAUCGAGUUGGCCAACAAGCCUGCCAACGCUCUCACGCCACCCACGAGUGAGGAGAUGAACAUCGACCCCAAGCAGGAACCAGAAGAGUCGGAUCUAAGUGAGCUAGACCUGAGUGACGACGAUGACGAGGAAGUCUUUCCCGAUCACUUCUGGGACGAGGAGAAUGGCGGUAAAAUCCCAGUAUUUAAACCAACGAUGGACCAGUUUCGAAGUUUCAAGAGGUACAUCGAGAAGAUUGACAAAUACGGCAUGAAAUCGGGCAUCGUGAAAGUUAUCCCGCCAGCGGAAUGGCGUGCUUCUCUCCCGGCACUGGACGAACACGUGAAACGCAUCCGGAUCAAGAAUCCUAUCACACAGGAAUUCAACGGAACUUUUGGAACGUACACACAGCAGAACGUGGAAAAGCAGAGAUCCUACAACUUGCCGGAGUGGAAGGCUUUGACUGAGGAGACACAGUAUCAACCUCCGGCUAAACGUGGAGAGCGACGCAAGAAUCAGGAAAAGGUCACGCGAGGUGGUGGAAACGCUCGAGGACGGGUCUCUUCUGGAGCCCCUACCUCUCAGGACGAAGAGGUUUUGAAGUCAAAAAGGAAACCUGGCCGCCCGCGUCGAAACCCUCUCCCAGGCGAGGAGCUUGCGUCGGACGAUGAGGCUCAAGAGAAGCGCAUUCAGGAGCCGCCUACACCGAAUUCUCCUGCUCCGACAGAGAAGCCCACCAAACGACCCAGGGGCCGUCCAGCCAAGGGUGCAGGCCAGGCCAAGUCAGUAACUGCUCGACGUCUCAACAAUACUGCCGAGGCUGCCGAAUACGUGGAUGAGAAAGCUUUCAAAGACUUCGACUACCGCAUGGAGGGCCUUGAAGAAUUUACGCCUGAACGUUGUGCUGAACUUGAGACGCAUUACUGGAAGAGCUUGGGCUUCAAUCAGCCGAUGUAUGCUGCCGAUAUGCCUGGAUCACUCUUUGACGAUUCGACAACAAGCUGGAACGUGGCCAAACUGGAAAACCUGCUUGAUGUUCUCGGGACCAAAGUUCCAGGAGUCAACACUGCUUAUUUAUACAUGGGAAUGUGGAAGGCUACCUUUGCCUGGCAUCUAGAAGACGUCGAUUUGUACAGUAUCAACUACAUUCACUUCGGUGCUCCUAAGCAGUGGUACAGUAUUUCCCAAGAGGAUGCUCGUAAAUUCGAGCGUGCCAUGAAACAAGUCUGGCCCCUGGACGCCAAGAAUUGCGACCAAUUCCUCCGCCACAAGACUUAUCUCAUCUCGCCAGAUGUGCUUCAAAAGCAGUAUGGCGUCAAGGUGAAUAAGCUCGUUCACUACGAGGGUGAAUUCGUCAUCACGUACCCCUACGGCUAUCAUUCCGGCUACAACGUUGGGUACAAUUGCGCAGAAUCAGUAAACUUCGCCACCGAAUCCUGGCUCGACUACGGGCGCAUUGCUCGAAAGUGCAAUUGUGAAGCUGACAAUGUUUGGGUCGACGUGGCCGAAAUCGAGCGGAAACUGAGGGGCGAGCCAACUCCUGAAUAUUACGAGGAAACUGACGACGAGGACGAGGAUCUGGACAACGAAGAAGACGGAAAUUUGCCUUCACCACCUGCGAGCGUGAAAGGUCGCAAGCCCAAAACUAAGAAACGCAAACGGGAUGCCAAGACCGAAGUGCCGAAGAAGAAGACCAAAAUCCGCAUCAAGAUUCGCCGGUCGACCAGGGAGCCAUGUGUCAUGUGCCCGAACGACAACCCCUGGGAGCCGUUGCUUCACACAGACACCGGCAAAAUGGCGCAUCGCUCGUGUGCGCUCUACACACCCGAGACGUAUGUUGUCCUUGUUAACGGAAAAGAGAAGGUUUGUGGGGUGGCAAACAUCGACAAAGCUCGACUCGAGCUCAAAUGCAAUUUCUGUCGCUCAAGACGUGGUGCCUGCUUCCAAUGCUCGUACAAGAAGUGCGCCCGCGCUUUCCACGCGACUUGCGCUGUUGCGGCAGGAGUACUCAUUGAUGCCGGUCCCGUACCGACGUUCAGUGAGGACGGCACAGAGUACUUCGAGGAAGGCUUCGACUUUCGGUGUCAGUACCACCGACCAAAGAUGCCAAAAAAUCUCAACGUGGAUGCUUUAGAGAACAGCAAGCGGAUCAUCAACUUUGCGAAGGACCUCAAGCCGAAUGAUACAGUCCAGGCUCAGCAUUCUGGCGGCGCUAUUUUCGGCGGAUUAGUAGUGGAGAACAGGCCAUCAGAGAUGACUGUCAUCAUUGAUGUUCUUCCCGACGGUGAUCGUAUCGAGGUGGAAUGGAAGUGGUUGUCCCUGCUCAAUCAGGACGACUCGUUGCGGCCGAAGCCUUCUGCGUCCGCACUUCCCAUGCCUCAAAAUUUCAACAAAGACAACUUCUCCAUGUCCAAUCGCCAGGAUGGUGUCCCGACACAAGAUGAGCCAUUCCAUACAGAUGAGACUCUCAAGUGGUUCGACUUCUACAACCUGCAUAUGCCGCCUCCUGGCUACGCGAGCAGUCCGUUUGAGGUCGCAAAAAAGCCUGUCGUAGAUCUCGAGUCAGACCUGUUCUACUAUCUGCCGGACGGCUCUACCGAUGCGAAGCAGUUUUACACGGAAAAGCCUGGUAGUAAAGAGAUCUCGACGAGAGCCAAUUUCAUGGAGCGAAUGAUUGGUUCCGAUCGGUCUGCGAGCACAAACCCUCCUGCGAAACAACCCACUGCGCCAAUUCGUGCGCCCUCGAACGUGGUACCACGAAAUCCUCCCGCACAAACCGUCGUUGCACCCCGAAAUGAGAAGCCGUAUGUGUACAAGCCGCGCGAGCCUGCAGCGUCGAAUUCCACGGUAAAUACGCUAGACUUGUCGGCGUUUCCAGACUCGAGUGAGUUUUUCGCCGACAAUCAACAGCUGAUGGACACGUCCCGCAACAUUUCUCCUGUGAGAAUGUAUCAUCCACCGCUUGCACUAUACGGCUACCAGAGCAGCGACUCGUCGCGUCACUCGACACCACUACGAUCCUUCCCAUCCGACCAGUAUUAUUCUGCCAAAGUCUUGCCUGCCGCAUACAAUGGUGAAUAUUCUUCUUUCCGAAGACAAUCGCAGGGCUCGCAGACGCUCCAGCGACCUGACUUCGACACGAUGGCUGUCAGUGCGGGCCAGUCCAAGGUCAAUCAUAGGCAGACAGCAUCUGUUGGCGCGUCGUUUCAACCAGGUUCCAACAGCCGGCCACCGUCCUCAUCACAAAGUCAGCGUUCAUCCUUAGGUGGCCCAGCCACACCGGCGACGACUUUGUCAUCAAUUUCUAAGCCCGAGAUGUCUGCUGGAUACAUGGAGAAUCUUCAGAAGUACCCUUAUCUGGUCGAACAAUUCGCACGCCGACAGAAAAGUUACGAUUCGCCUUUUUCAACUGACGGUGGCUACGCGACCAAGUACAAUCCUCUCGAGCUUCAUAAGCAGGAGAACGCAAUUUCCGCUAAGCGGAACGAGAGCCGCCAUACACCCAAGAAUUCCAUUUCGAAUUUGCCGAACCCCCAAUGGAGUCCGCCUUCUGAAGUUUGGGUCAGGGCAGGCUUGUCCAAACCACCAACGCCACCACCCCAGCAGCAGCGGUCACAGCAUUUUCCAGCGGCUCUGCAAAAGUUCCCUUCGGGUGAUCCUCAACCUGCCCAAGAAUACACUCGGCAACUUCAAGGCUUACCCAGCACCGCUAGUCGAAACGGCGCGCAGGCACGUAUGCUGCGCGAUCAGGGCGUCACGCCGUACAAUCCCGCCGCCGGAUUCCUGCGGAACACGAAUUUCGAUGCAUCAAAGAUUUGGAGCAACCCACAAGGGCCCAUCACCAACCCCCUAGCAGACACUGCCACCCCGUCGUUCAUUUCCGGGAACGCGGCCGUGAAUGCAAGCCCAUGGAACGCAUUACCUCGCAACGACAAUGCAACGGGACGGAAGCCCCCAGGCCUUGGUUAUGACCCGAUGCUUCCGCAGAUGGGUGGCAACGAGACAUGGAGAUACAAUUGAAUGAGGGACUGUGAAUGAGUUCGAAUGGGACAUGACCAUCAGCAAUAAAAUAGGUAGCGUUCCUUGAGCAGCCUCAGGAACAAAUUUGGGAGGAAUAUGAGUAUACAGAGAAAAGUACCAUGCGAGCUUUGCUCGAUGUCAUACACAAUCUUGAUGUCGUGGAGGACCUUUGGGCACACAGUCUCCGCGAUUCCCAUGUGGUGAAUAGGUUCCAGCAGGAUUGCGAUUCCCUGGAGUAUCUAGGUAGCAAUUGCACGACUCAAAAGCACGUGUCAAUCUUCCAGAGUCCUCAUGGUCUGUGGGCAAUGCUCCGAUUUCGGCCAUCAACUUUG
Messenger RNA from Dissoconium aciculare CBS 342.82, 4710 nucleotides. RefSeq lists its product as uncharacterized. Gene Ontology annotation, biological process: chromatin remodeling. The transcript is spliced from 3 exons. The record is from RefSeq and is a predicted model, not a curated record. Gene Ontology annotation, molecular function: histone H3K9 demethylase activity; histone H3K36 demethylase activity. NCBI's taxonomy places the organism in Eukaryota, Fungi, Ascomycota, Dothideomycetes, Mycosphaerellales, Dissoconiaceae. Gene Ontology annotation, cellular component: nucleus. The coding region runs from base 293 to 4378 and encodes 1361 amino acids.